CCUGUUCAUCACAGGUGUCUGUUCAUACAGAGAAUUUCUGGCUGAGCUGAUAUUCACGUUUGAGUGCCAACAGGUUAUAACAACAAUGUUUACAUUGAUUUUUGUUAGUCUGUGCCUUCUGGGUUGUAACUUGCAUGUAGAGACUAAAUGCAUCCCCCAAACCUCAGAGUUUAAAAAGAAAGGAGAUUACCUGCUUGGUGGACUUUUUGAUGUUCAUCAUGUCAAUGGAACUCUUUAUUCAAACACCCCAGAAGCCGUCAUCUGCUCCAGUGAAGAGUUCACACUGUCAAGUUACCGGAGGUUUCAGAUGAUGAGAUUCUCAAUAGAAGAAAUCAACAAUUCUACCAGUCUGCUACCCAAUGUGACUCUUGGAUAUGAAAUAUUUGACCACUGCUCAGACACAAAGAAUUUUCCAAGUAUUUUCCGCCUGAUUUCUGUGAAUGGUUCAGUUCAACCUUGGACAGAAUCAGCAAACUUCUCAAAAGUGAUAGCAAUGGUGGGCACAUACACAAGCACAGCAACACUGGCUGUUGCACCGCUGUUCAUGAUGGACCUCAUUCCAAUGAUUAGUUAUGGAGCUUCCAGUUCAGUCUUCUCUAGAAAACAGAAUUUUCCAUCUUUCUUACGAACAGUGCAUACCAACAAAGAUGUCAUAGAAAUAAUUUGGAAACUUUUGGAAGAGUUCAAAUGGACCUGGGUGGCUUUCCUCUACAUUGAUGAUGAUUAUGGGAGAGAUGGCCUGAAUGUGUUUGUGAAAAAGAUCAACGGCACUAAAAUAUGUAUGGCAUACAGUCAUGGUCUCAGCGAGAACACAGAUUAUUCUUAUCUUAUUGAACAGAUGGAAUUACAGAAGGUAAACGUUAUUAUUGUGUUUACAACCGAGUGGACAGCUGAAGGUCUCAUUAAUUCUGCAAUCCAACAAAAUGUCAAAAACAAGGUAUGGAUUGCAGCGGAUGCCUGGUCUCUUCACAAAGAGCUCCCUAAAAAAGCAGGAAUCAGAAAUAUUGGGACUGUUCUUGGAGUUGCUGAACCAAAAAUAACAAUCCCAGGAUUCAAUGAUUUUAUUUAUUCUUUCAAAGCUCAAAAUCAGUGUGAAAGUGAAGAGCAAGAUUCCUUUUGUAACCAGAUGUGUAACUGCAGCAGCUUGAGUGCUGAAGACAUCAUUACAGCAGAUCCCUCUUUCAAUUUCCCUGUUUACUCUGCUGUAUAUGCCGUUGCCCAUGCCUUACAUGCAGUGCUGCAGUGUGGAGCUGACAGCUGCAACAAGGACAUUAAGGUUCACCCAGACAUGAUCCUGGAAAAACUCAAGAAGUCAAACUUCACUCUUUUAAACCAGACAGUUCAAUAUGAUGACAAUGGUGACCCCAAAUUUGGACCCUAUGCCAUAGUUUUCUGGAACGAGAGUGGUGAUGUAGAAGAGAUCGGCUCCUAUACAUUUCACCCAAUACCCAUCUUUAAAAUUAACAAGUCUAAAAUCCAUUGGCAUGGAAACGGAAAGGCAAGGUUUCCCUCUUCCUUCACUAGGAAAGGCUUACAGCACAUAGAAAAUUAUUCUUAAACUUUUAAGUCAAUAUAUGUAAGAAGAAGCACACAAUACAAUACAUUUACCAAUUGAUCUUGGCUUAUAAAGUAGCAUCAUUGCAUUUACUUUUACCUUUUUACUCAGCUAUUGCUUUAUAUUCUGGUUGUUUGUCUUGCA
Molecule: messenger RNA, 1699 nt
Organism: Oryzias melastigma (Indian medaka)
Lineage: Eukaryota; Metazoa; Chordata; Actinopteri; Beloniformes; Adrianichthyidae
Product: taste receptor type 1 member 1-like
Exons: 4
Coding region: 86-1558 (490 amino acids)
Biological process (GO): G protein-coupled receptor signaling pathway
Cellular component (GO): membrane
Molecular function (GO): G protein-coupled receptor activity
Source: RefSeq, a predicted model, not a curated record